AUGGCAUUUCUCAUGACUCAAAUGGUGGGUAAUAAGUUGAAGAGUUUUACCGGAGGAGGCGGUGACGACGACAGUAAAGCAGGAGCAGACGGAAAGGAAACACCUGAGUCCAAAGGCAUGUCCAGGGAACAGUUUGAAGAGUACCAGAGGCAGCUGGUGGAAGAAAAGAUUCAGCGUGACAAGGAUUUUGCCAUGAGGAAGGCUGAGAGAGCAAACCUGAGAGUGGCACUGAGAGACAAAUACAGACUUCCAGAUAGUGCUCAAGACACUGCAACAGUUGAGAUGGCUGGAGAGGACAUUGACCUGCCAGAGGACCUUGCAAAAAUGGUGGACGAAGAUGAGGAAGAGGAAGAGACCAAUGACUCAUUCCUCCAUAAACUUCAAAACAUGGAUGUGGAUACACUGAAAACCAAAGCCCAGGCCACAGUGACAGAGUUAAAGCAGACUGCAGAGGAGAAGUGUAUUCUCAUGUGA
Molecule: messenger RNA, 474 nt
Organism: Toxotes jaculatrix (banded archerfish)
Lineage: Eukaryota; Metazoa; Chordata; Actinopteri; Toxotidae
Gene: cplx4c
Product: complexin 4c
Exons: 3
Coding region: 1-474 (157 amino acids)
Biological process (GO): synaptic vesicle exocytosis; neurotransmitter transport; regulation of neurotransmitter secretion
Cellular component (GO): terminal bouton; SNARE complex
Molecular function (GO): syntaxin binding
Source: RefSeq, a predicted model, not a curated record